UAGACCAAAUUCAGAGAAGCCAAUGUAAGUGAAACUCUGACGUUGUUGUGCAAUCAGUUGGCGCGUCUGAAAGGCCCAUGUUGGCACAUUUUACCGUUCAUACUUUUUUGUGCUUACGGUCCAAAUGGCGUUCCUGUCGUACUAUAAAUCAAGAGCGUUAAACCUAAAAGGCUGGCGAUCGAAUGAUAAUCCUACUGAAAAUGAAAAAAAAGCGAAAGUCAUGACCUUGAUCGAUCGGAUUUGCAGGUCCAUAGAUUCUAGUGACGGCAUAGAACUAACAAAAACCGAAUUAAGUAAUCGCGCAGAUAUGUGGGCAGUUGAAGCAAAUGAAAUUCUUGUCGAUGACGAAGAAGUGGAAUUUAAUCCGAGCGAUCUUGAAGACAUCGAACAUUAUUUUAAAGAAUUUGAACGGGACGGGGAAAAAGUUGAGAAUCGUAAGGAUUUCGAAAAAAUUGAAUCUUUCAUUUUAGAAGAACAGGAUUCUGGACGAAAACAGAGGGAAACGGCUCGGCUACUAGCCGCGAGUGAAGAGAUUCGCCUAGCUGCCGACGUUGCCCAGCUAAAAGAAUAUCGACUAAAACAGCAAAAAAGCUCAAAGGAUCAGAUUCUCUACGAAAAGAUCGCCGACGCCGAAAAGGCAUACGCGAAACGAAAAUUGGUCAUUGCUAAGGCUUCUCAACUGGCUGCCUCAGAUUGCCGGAAGCAGUUCAAGAGAGUCCGCGCUUUCUUCCAAUGUCUUCACGAGAGCCGCAAAGUAAAGCUUCGGAAACAAUACGAACGAUCUCUCAAAAUCCAGUCUAUGUUGCACCGAAUGCGAAACACUGAUCCCAGAGUAAUGGCAUUGGAGCAGAACACUGCGGAGCGCAUAUUCCGGAAAAAGGAAUCCGAUAUGACAGAACUAAACAUGCUUCAGAACC
This is a messenger RNA of Pseudo-nitzschia multistriata, 917 nucleotides long. NCBI's taxonomy places the organism in Eukaryota, Bacillariophyta, Bacillariophyceae, Bacillariales, Bacillariaceae. The record is from the annotation of a GenBank genome assembly.